AUGAUAUUACAACAUACAAUAAAUUCGAUACGGCUGCUGGCAGCCGCUUGUCUUAUACCUUUGAUUACGAUAACAUUUUUAACAGAUACUGUCAAAGGUUCCAAUUCAAAAAGUGAAGAUUGGUCAAAUGCAUAUAACCAACAUUUUUACUCAGACUUAACGGGAACAAUACGGGAAUUAACAUCGAAUGAUAAUAAUGAUUACACAGAUACACGUUUUCAACCUCCACUUGAUACUAAUAAUAAAAAAGCACAACCAAUAGCUGAAGGUUUACUUGUAGCAAGUGCUGACAUAAUUGCUCCUAGUAUAUCUAUAUCACUUAGUAAAGAAACAUCACAUGAACGUCAUAAACGUGAAGGAGUUGUGGAAAAUUCAUCGAUACCUACUGUUUCAUUGCCAUCAAUUAAUACUGAACAAAUAUUGCCUGGAUUAUCAAAUAAUGCCGCCGAUAAUGAACCAAUUAUGAAUGAUGCAGAUUCAAAUUUAUGGGCUCGUGUUUUAUCUUUAUCAACUGUUUUGGAUGGUAGUGGAAACGAACCUGAAACUACAUCAGGAACAGAGGCGACAGAAUCUACACCAGUUGCACCGACAACUAUUGAACUGACUACAAUUGAAACUACUCCCUAUUCAAUAAUAGAAUCUUAUAGUACUGAAGGAGAAUACACUAGUAUUGGUACUGAACAAACAUCAUUCACUUCCGUAUCAUCAGAGACUGCUACAAUAACUUCAUUCCAAAGUAUACAAACAGAAGAAACGAUUCUCACAGAUACAGCAACACCUAUUACAUCAUCAGCUGUUACAGAAAAUGUAACCGAAACUGUUGUUACAGAAACAAGCCCUGUAAUUGAAACAGAAACUGCAACAACAUCUGAAAUGGUAACUGAAUCAACUACUGAACAACAAAUAGUAACCGUAACCGAAGGAUCAACUGGUGAAGUCUCUUCAACAGAAACAACUCCUGUAACUGAAACAGAAACUGCAGCAACAUCUGAAAUAGUCACUGAAUCAACUACUGAAUCGCAGACAGUUAUUUCAACCGAAGGGCCUACUAUCGUUCAAGUUUCUUCAACAGAAAUAAGUCCUGUAACUGAAACAGAAACAGCAGCAACAUCCGAAAUUGUGACUGAAUCUACUACUGAAUCUCAGACAGUUAUUUCGACCGAAGGGCCUACUAUCGGCCAAGUUUCUUCAACAGAAACAAGUCCUGUAAUUGAAACAGAAACUGCAACAACAUCUGAAAUGGUAACUGAAUCAACUACUGAAUCUCAGACAGUUAUUUCAACCGAAGGGCCUACUAUCGGUCAAGUUUCUUCAACAGAAAUAAGUCCUGUAACUGCAACAGAAACAGCAGCAACAUCUGAAAUGGUGACUGAAUCGACUACUGAACAACAAAUAGUCACCGUAACCGAAGGAUCUACUGGUGAAGUCUCUUCAACAGAAACAACUCCUGUAAUUGAAACAGAAACUGCAGUAACAUCUGAAAUGGUGACUGAACCGACUACUGAACAACAAAUAGUCACCGUAACCGAAGGAUCUACUGGUGAAGCUUCUUCAACAGAAACAAGUCCUGUAACUGAAACAGAAACUGCAGCAACAUCUGAAAUAGUGACUGAAUCAACUACUGAAUCUCAGACAGUUAUUUCGACCGAAGGGCCUACUAUCGGUCAAGUUUCUUCAACAGAAAUAAGUCCUGUAACUGAAACAGAAACUGCAGCAACAUCCGAAAUGGUGACUGAAUCGACUACUGAACAACAAAUAGUCAUCGUAACCGAAGGAUCUACUGGUGAAGUCUCUUCCACAGAAACAAGUCCUGUCACCGAAACAGAAACUGCAGCAACAUCUGAAAUAGUAACUGAAUUAACUACUGAAUCUCAGACAGUUAUUUCGACCGAAGGACCUACUAUCGUUCAAGUUUCUUCAACAGAAAUAAGUCCUGUAACUGAAACAGAAACAGCAGCAACAUCCGAAAUGGUGACUGAAUCUACUACUGAACAACAAAUAGUCACCAUCACUGAAGGAUCUACUGGUGAAGUUUCUUCAACAGAAACAAGUCCUGUAACUGAAACAGAAACUGCAGCAACAUCUGAAAUAGUGACUGAAUCCACUACUGAAUCGCAAACAGUUAUUUCAACCGAAGGGCCUACUAUCGGUCAAGUUUCUUCAACAGAAACAAGUCCUGUAACUGAAACAGAAACUGCAGCAACAUCUGAAAUAGUGACUGAAUCCAGUACUGAAUCUCAGACAGUUAUUUCAACCGAAGGGCCUACUAUCGGUGAAGUCUCUUCAACAGAAACAACUCCUGUAACUGAAACCGAAACUGCAGCAACAUCCGAAAUGGUGACUGAAUCGACUACUGAACAGCAAAUAGUCACCAUCACUGAAGGAUCUACUGGUGAAGUCUCUUCAAUAGAAACAACCCCUGUAACUGAAACAGAAACUGCAGCAACAUCUGAAAUAUUGACUGAAUCCACUACUGAAUCGCAAACAGUUAUUUCGACCGAAGGAACUACUAUCAGUCAAAUCUCUUCAACAGAAACAAGUCAAGAACAAUCGACAACAGGAGAAACAGAGACAGAAUCGGUUAGUCCAACAGAGGCAUUGGUAACUUUAUCGUCAACUGAAAGUUCUACUAUAACAUCUUCGGAAACUGGAACUGUUUCAAGUAUUUCGGAAAGUACUACCGAAAUAUCCUCACUGGAAACAAUGUCUGUAUCUGCUGCAAGUAUUUCAGAAAUAACCACUCAAGCACCAACUGAAACGGAGGCAGCAACUGUUUCUAUUGAAACAACAACUAUUUCCGAAAUAGAAUCCAGUAUAACUUCAACUACUCCUGUUCAAAGCACAAGUGAAACAUCUUUAUCGAUUACAACUACCGAAGGAAUGGAAACAAUGUCUACGUCUGAAUCGGAAUCUACAUUAAGUACAGAAUCAUCAACUGUAUAUCCAUCGAGUACAGUCAGUCAAUCGUCAGUGGAGACUUCAGAAUCCACUACAGAAUCGACUACUCUAACUGUUCAAACCGUUACCGAAAGUAUUUCAUCAACAGAGACGACUGAAACCACUGGAAUAUAUUCAGUGUCUGAAUCUGAAAUGACUUCAUCAUCAUCAACAUUAUCUACGAUUACUAUUACUGAGACUAGCAGCUCGGCUACUCUUUCAACUGAGCUAGUAACUGAAGCGAUUUUGACAUCCGAAACAAGUUCAUCAUCAUCAUCGACUACAUUAAGCUCUGAGAGUUCUGCUCAAACCUUGGAAAGCACUGAAAGAACAAGCUUAGCUACAGAAACAGAAUCCGAAACAUCAUCAACGGCAACAACAACUGAAACUGGUACUUUUACUGAAUCUACAAUUACAGCAAGCUCUACUGAAAUAACAACUGAAAGUCCUGAAAAUCCUACAUCAUUUUUUCUUUAUUUUAACUAUAUAUCUUCCGGUUCACGAUUUCGUCGAGCGAUUCCUAUUGACUCACCACGAUCAUCUACUAUUGAAAAUGAAGUAGCUAACAUUUUAUUUGGAAUGAAUAUAACUUGUAACGAUACAUGUAUACGAGUGAGCCAAACUAGUGUAGUACCUCCUGAUGUUGAAUAUUUGGUUCAAUUAAAUGUACCACUCGAUAUUCCGGAACGUAUAGAACUUGUGAAUGGUUUUUUUGCGAAUAAUGUUAGUUUAAAUGAUAGUUAUAGAUUGACUGUAAGAAUAAUUAUGAAUGAUAGAACUGGAGAACUUUUAAAUUUUACAACAUUCACACCAGCAUGUAAAGAAUGUGAAUUUGCUUUUACAGGAAAUUGUACUAGUGAUAAUAAUGGUUGUGUAUGCAACCCCAAUUAUGAAGGACAAUACUGUCGAAAUUUAGUUCAAGCAACAACAAUUUAUUUACCAACAUCCAUCACUAUUUCAACAUUAUCAAGUAUUGCUCCGACUAGUACAAUUAGUACGAUACAAGCUUCAGUCACAUUAACAACAUCGACUAUAACAGAGAGCGAACUCUCUACCAGUUAUUCGACAUUCACUCCCGUCACUAUAACUACUGAAACAGGCGGUACAGAAACAGAAUCAAUAACUACAACAAGUCUUUCAACUGAAAGUGUACUAACUUCAGAAAGUAUGACAUCAGAAACAUUCUUAAGUACAAGUUCAAUAGUCACUAACACUUUAUCCUCGAGUACAACGACAGAGUCAAUAACACAAGAACAGACUAUUGAAGCGACAACAACAGUAUCAGCUGCAACUGUAGAAAUAACAAGUUCACCUGUCUCGAUCACAGCGAGUACAACGACAGAAUCAAUAACACAAGAACAGACUAUUGAAGCGACAACAACAGUAUCAGCUGCAACUGUAGAAAUAACAAGUUCACCUGUCUCAAUCACAACGAGUGCAACGACAGAAUCAAUAACACAAGAACAGACUAUUGAAGCGACAACAACAACUAUUGAAGCGACAACAACAGUAUCAGCUGCAACCGUAGAAAUAACAAGUUCACCUGUCUCGAUCACAGCGAGUACAACGACAGAAUCAAUAACACAAGAACAGACUAUUGAAGCGACAACAACGGUAUCAGCUGCAACCGUCGAAAUAACAAGUUCGCCUGCCUCAAUCACAACGAGUACAACAGCAGCAACUCAAACAUAUGAAAGUACAACAUUAACUAUGACGGCAGAAACUGCUGGAUCAACAAUAACACAAACGACAGAAGCCAUAUCUUCAACAGAGGUUACAGUAACACAAGUUACUGGUUCAACUACAAUAGAAACUAUUAGCACAAGAAUCACUCCGACAACCAUCAUAACAACAGAAAUGGAAACAGUAGCAAGUACAACAUCAACAGAAACAUCAUCUAUACAAAGUGCAACAUCCACUCCCAUAACCUUGUCAACAGCAGAAACACAAACAGGUCAAAGUACAACAAUUGUCAGUUCAAGUACUGCAACUACAACUCCUAGCUCUAUUCAGACAGAAACAGUUGAAAUAACAACGGCAGGCAUAGGAACGACCGUGUCAACAUCCACGCCCAUGACUGUGAUAACAACAACAACAGUAACAGAGAUAGUUUCAACGUUAACUGUCAGUGAAGGAACAGCAAGCUCGAGUAAUGUACCGACAAGUGUUACAGCAAUAGAAACAACUGUAGUUAGCAGUCCAACAACAGUGACAGUCGAAAUUUCGACUUUGAUGGUGACUACAGAAACAACUAGCUCCAUAACUAGUACAAGCUCAUUUACUACUGCAUCAACAAUAGUUAUAGCUACUACAACACAAAUGACUACUAUAACUAGCACAUCAACAACAACGACUAUUUCAACUACUACAACCUCAGCACCACAAGUCUGCAUGUGGACAGAUCGGGUUAUAAUCAGUCCCUGCUCCGCUACAUGUGGAGAAGCGUUUCGAUUGACGAGUCGAUCAUGUGUAAAUUCGAUAACUGGUCAGAAUUGUAGCAGUCUUGCAUGCGGUACCGAAAGUGCAAUACAAAAUGAAUCUUGUUCUGCUUCUCCACCUUGUGAAAAAUGUAUUUUUUUUGAACAACAUUAUAAUCGUAUUUGGGUUACAAAUAAAGGUUACAUCAGUUUCGGUUUACCUUUUUACAGUCGAACAAUGACACGUUUUGCAUUCUUUCAACUAUUCGAUCAGGCAAUUGCAGCUCCAUUUUGGGCUGAUCUUGAUUAUUAUACUAACAAUUCUAGCAUCACAAUUGACUGGUAUAAUUCAUUGAGUGCUAAUCAAACAAAUGCAAAUGUUUAUAAUGCUGUUAUUCAACAGGCAGUAUCUGAAUCAUGUCCAGUACAAAUUUGUCCGACAAAUUUUGCAGCAGUUCGAGUUGUUCGAAUCAGUUGGAAAAAUCUUUAUUCCAGUCCAUCUGCCAUUAGCAGUCCUAUAAGCUUGUCAUUUUCCGCAUAUCUGAUAAACACUUAUGAAGUAGGUUUUUAUAGUUAUCCAAAUCUUCGAUCAUAUCUUGCAUUUGAUUAUACUAAUCUAUCAAGAAAUCUAGGUUAUCUUAAACCUUUUGUUGGUUAUCGUGGAAAAAGUUCUUUGAUUAAAAUUUUUAACGAUCCAUAUUUUUAUCAAAAUGCGUUAUUUCUAACACAAUCUUCACGAAAAACUUUUUAUGUUGGAGGACGUUCGUUAAGUGUAUGUGAAAUAUAUUAUUUACAAGAAACAAAUUCCAACAACUUAGAUCCUUCGAACAAUUUAAAUGAUGUUGUAAAUAAUCCACGAUUUCCAUGUCCAUGUUCAAUUGGUCAAGCAUUCGGCGAUAAUCGUUUUGCUCAAUUAUUUAGUGAAACUCCUUACGAAAGAUCACAAGGUCUUAUUUGUUUUGGACCACGAAUGACUAUUUGGGUUCCUUUUUGGACUUCUACUACAUUUUAUUGGAAACAACUUAGAUCACAAACAUGUUGUUAUAAUCAAUUUAAUGGAGGUUUAAUUACGUAUGGUGAUCUUGCUGGUUCAGUACUCUCCGAUCCAAAUAUACUUUUUCAACCAUAUCCUUGGCUAAAACGAAUUGCCUUCCACGAUCAAUGUUGUUUAUCAAGGAACAUUCGAGCAACUGAAAAUGAGAAUAACUGUCAUUUUUAUUAUCAACUUCAUCCAGCAAGUACUUGUACAGGAUAUCAAACACCUGCUAGGAUCUCUGGUAAUGGCGACCCGCAUAUCAAUACAAUUGAUAAUGGACGAUAUACAUGUCAUAUUCAAGGUAUUUAUGUAUUUGCUCGAACAAGUAAUAAUGCUAAUGCAACAGCUCAAUUUAAUCUUAAUAACAGUGGUGUAUUCGAUGAAAAUCUUAUCUAUCCUGAUGAUUUAUUUCAAAUAUCUGUUCGUUCUAUAUCUAUACCAGCAGCUUUACCUUAUAUACAAAUACAAGGUUCUGCUUCGCUAUUUUCUAGUUAUUCAGUUGUUGCUGGAAAUUAUACUUUUAAUAUUAGUAAUAAUAAUGGAAAAUUUGGUUUUGUUGCAAAUAAUGGUUCAUCUAGUUUAUCACUUACAGAAAGUUUAGCAGAUAAUUUAAAUUAUGAUAAUGCAAAUACGAUGAAUUAUAAUGAUCGAUAUUUUUAUCGAGUACAACAAACAGUUGUAUCUCUAGGAAGUAUAACCGUAGCUCAAUUAACAUUUGCUCUUUGGUCUGGUGUUACAAUGCAAUGUCAAAUUGUUAGUGAAAAUCUUGAUUGUAUUUUAUCAUUACCAAGAAAAUAUCGAACAUAUAUUGAAGGUUUAGUUGGUAAUUUUAAUGGAAAUUAUAGUGAUGAUUUAGUUAAUCGACAAACAAAUCAAACAGUUAUUAUAUCAUCUGCGACUAAUAGAACAGCAAUUAGUAAUGAUACAUCAGUUCUUCGAGCUUGUCUUUCAUGGAAAUUAUCUACUGAUACAACGCCGAAUAUGGCAAAUCCAAUUAUGCCUUCGUAUUUAGUUUAUACAUAUUAUAAUCAAUAUGCAAAUACACUUGCAAGUUUAAAUUCACUUCUUAAUCAAUCUGAAAUUGAUCGAACAUGUUCAACAAAUUUUGAAUGUCGUCAUGAUUAUAUAAUUCGAAUUAAUCCAAUAAGUAGUGGUAUAACAGCUUCAUCAUUAAAUUCAUUUCAACAAAUAGGAAUUAUAUUAGCUGAAAUAGUGCCGACUAUCAGUAUAUCUCCAACUAUUCAAAUAGGAAUACCAUAUAAUGAUUUAAAUCGUAUGUAUACAUUACCAAUUACUGUUGCUGAUGCAAAAAGUACACUUGUAACUAUUUCUCAAAAUGGUUCCAUGACCAAUAGUAGUUUUAAUGGUGCAUCUAUUAUGAUUCCAAUUCCGAAUAAUUCGACUAGUUUUGUUCAAGUUUUUUUGACUAUUAGUUAUGGCACAAAUUCCACAUUGAUACAGUAUUUGAAUAUCAUCGCUUGUUUAUGUGCGAAUACUAGUUAUUGUAAUUAUGGCGAGACAAGGAGAAUAAAUGAUAAUUAUGAACUUGCUGCAUGUCGUUGUCCCGAUCAAUAUGAGGGAGAUUUUUGUGAAAAUCCAUAUAAUGGUUGCAAUUCGGGUAGUGCAUGUAGAAUUAAUUGGAAUAAUGGAACAAUAUGUAAUCCAUUAAAUGCUACUGAUCAAGUAGCACAAAAUCGUUCGUAUACUUGCAAUGGUACAUGUCAAAAUGGAUAUAGCUCAACUAAUAAUUACACAUGUGAUGAUAUUGAUGAAUGCCAACGGAAUUCAUCUCGAUGUGGAAAUGGUGUAUGUAUUAAUCUUAUUGGAACAUUUACAUGUAAUUGUUCGAAUGGUUAUCGAUUUGAAAAUCAAACAUGUAUUGAUAUCAAUGAAUGCAGAGAACCGAAUGUAGAUGGUACUUUUGGUGUUCGUUGUAAUGUCACUGAUGCUUGUAUAAAUACAAACGGUAAUUAUACAUGUCAAUGUAGUCCUAUUUUUAAUACAACUGGAACUUGUCUUUUUAAUGAAACUCUUUGUAAUGGUGAUACUUGCCGUUUGAAUGGUAUGAUAUUAUGUCUACGUGGUACGAUCGAAGAAAAUAAUACUUGUGUUCCUUGGUGUAAUUCAACAUGUCCUGGUUUUUGUGAAAUGGUGAAUAAUAUUAGUUAUCAAUGUAAUUGUUCGAAAUUUCCUGGUUAUCGACAUUCUGAUGAUGGAAAACAAUGUUUACCAUGUUAUGAGUUAAAUUAUGGUUAUGGUUGUAAUCAAAUAUGUAAUUGUACAUAUGGUGAUUGCUAUCCAAAUGCAACAAGUCCAGCUGGAAGUUGUAUCUGUGAUGGAACACAUGAAGGAAUAUUUUGUGAUAGAAGUAUAGACAUGUGUGCACGUAACAAUAUAUGUAAUAAUGCUACAGAAGACUGUGUAACAGAUCCUUCAAGUGGAAAUGCUACGUGUAGUUGUAAGAAUGGUUAUCAGAGAAUUACGCCAAUGAGUAAUUGUACAGAUGUCAAUGAAUGUAUUGACCAACUAGAUUUUUGUGUUGACGAUAUUUCACGUUGUAAUAAUAUUAUUGGAAAUUAUACAUGUGAUUGUUUAGAUGGUUAUCAGUCUAUUGAUGGUUCAUGUUUCGAUAUAAAUGAAUGUAAUAUGACUCAGACAAUCUGUUCAAACUAUAGUAAUACAUAUUGUGCUAAUACUCCAGGUUCAUAUGAAUGUCGAUGUAGUUUUAAUUAUUCGUUAGGAGGUGAUUAUACUCAACAAUAUGGAAAUGCUCGAAAUUCAAACAGUUCAUGUUUAUUAACAAAUUAUUCAGCACUUUGUGCAAAUCAAUGUAUGGAACCUGCUAGUUGUAGUUCAAGAACAGGUCAAUGUGAAUGUCCAUCAUCGAACUAUAAUCUUGUUGUUUAUGCUUUGGAUAAUACUCAACAAACAUGUCAAUGUCCAGGUCAUCCAUUUGCUUAUUAUAAUGGAACUACAUGUAUUAAUGCAACUGGUCAAACUUGGUUAAUAAUAAAUUUAAUCUAUAAUCCAAGAAGUCGUACCGUAAUUAUCAGAGCACCAAAUUCAACUAGGAUAACAAAUAGAAUAGCCGACUUUUUAUUUAAUAUGAAUAUAACAUGUAAUGGAUCAUGUAUAACUAUAUAUGAUACACAGAGUCUUGUACCGCCAGAACUUCAAAUUAUGGUUACGAUAGACGCUCCAAUGAGUAUUUCACAACGAAUAGAGUUUGCAAAUAAAGUAUUCGAUGAAGAACGUAUCUAUGAUGAUGAUCACACAACACGUUUGAUACAAAUGAUUAUGGAUCCAUCAUCAAAUAGACUGUUUAAUAUCACAAGGCGUCUAGUACCUUGUGAUGAAUGUGAAUUUUCGGAUAGAGGUCGUUGUUAUUCAAAUAACAGCGGUUGUCAAUGUUAUACUGGUUUUGAAGGAGAUUUUUGCCGAAUUGUUUCUGCAACAACUGUUGCUCCAACACCAGUAUUAUCAGAUAGAAAUUGGACAAUUAUUAUUGCCGUUAUCAGUGCUGUAGCUGGUCUUCUAUUAAUAAUUUCUAUUGCUAUGUGUAUAUUUUUUAUCAUAAAACAAAGAAAUAUACCAUCUACAAAGCCAGAAUUACCAUCGACUCGUCAACAAUUUACAAUACCUCGUGCACAUAUUCCAACAAUGGGUACUGGUAACCGAGAUUUAAAUCGUUUAGAUGAUUUUAGUCUUGAUAAUACACAUGAUGAACCAUAUGUUGAUGCAUCAGAUUCAUUACCAUCAAGUACAAAUACAACAUAUAAUACAACAUAUCGUGCAACUGGAAAUCGUCCAGAAGCAGAUUUUGGUAUAUUUGAUGAAUUAGAAAAUCGUAUACCUUUAUCAAAAGGUCAAAUACCACGACCACAAAUGGCUAAUAUGAUGGGUACAUUAAAUAGUUUACCAGCUCAUGAACGAUUUGAUGGACCAUUAGGUGAAGCUAGUACAUUUUCGGAUAGUCGAGAACUUGAUGAUAUUGAAUUAGUUACUGAUAUGGUUGAUGAUAUGACUAAAGAUGAUGAUAUGGAAGAUGAAUUUGUUGAAGCAUUAAAUCCAAAUUUAGUAAUGCCAAGAUUAGCUCUACAACCAGAAAUGAAAUCAUCUGGAUGGUUUUCAUUCUUUCGACAUUCGUAA
Rotaria sordida is the source of this 10539-nucleotide messenger RNA. NCBI's taxonomy places the organism in Eukaryota, Metazoa, Rotifera, Eurotatoria, Philodinida, Philodinidae. The record is from the annotation of a GenBank genome assembly.